Molecule: messenger RNA, 2382 nt
Organism: Manduca sexta (tobacco hornworm)
Lineage: Eukaryota; Metazoa; Arthropoda; Insecta; Lepidoptera; Sphingidae
Product: organic cation transporter protein
Exons: 12
Coding region: 220-2217 (665 amino acids)
Biological process (GO): transmembrane transport
Cellular component (GO): membrane
Molecular function (GO): transmembrane transporter activity
Source: RefSeq, a predicted model, not a curated record
UAGGCGCAGCGGGCGCUGCGUUUGCCUGUUCAAGUAAUUUACGCGACAGUAUAGUACUUGUGCGAGUGCUUAUUUUAAAUUUGGAACACCUUUGAAUUAAACCUGUGUGAGUGAAACGUUCCAGUUUUCGACACCGAUUUUUGAAAAGGGAACGGUGCUAACAUUCCAAAUUCAAAAAGAGCAUGACCAUCGAGUUAUAGAAAAUAAACACAAAUCAAAAUGGCGCCGCAAGAACGAACUCCUUACGUCGAGCAAGAGGAAGAUUCCCGCCAAAACGCGUCCAUGGACAGCCUGUCAAGCUUAAACGUAAACGGUAGUUUUGUCAACAAAGCAUUCGAAAAUGACAGCUCAGACAACACUGCUAACACAAGAAACGAAACAAAUAAUAACGAAAAAGAAAAAAAAGCGACUGAUUUCGACGAUUUGUUACCCCAUGUGGGUGAAUUCGGCUUGUAUCAGAAGAUAUUGUUUCUACUCAUGAUACCUUUUGCAUUUUUUGUUGCAUUUGUGUAUUUCUCACAAAUUUUUAUGACGAUUGCACCUGAACAACAUUGGUGUUGGGUACCUGAGUUAGCUAAUCUAACAGUUGAAGAGAGACGAGCCCUAGCCAUCCCGCCGAAGACAGACGGGCCGUUCCCCCAUGACCGAUGCCGCAUGUACUCGGCGGACUGGGCCGCGGCGCUGGCGCAGGGCCGGACCACGCCCGACGACGAGUGGCCCAUCGUGCCCUGCACCAACGGAUGGGAGUAUAACAGGAGCGAUGUGCCGUACGAGACUAUUGCUACCCAGCUGGACUGGGUGUGCGACAAGGACAACCUGCCCGCGACCGCGCAAGCUAUAUUCUUCUGCGGCGCCAUCGUGGGCGGUCUCGUCUUCGGCUGGAUAGCCGACAAGUACGGCAGGAUACCGGCUCUAGUGGGCACGAACAUGAUGGGUUUCUUGGCGGGCGUGGGCACCGCGUUCUGCAACAGCUUCUGGUCGUUCACGCUGUGCCGGUUCCUCGUGGGGCUCGCCUUCGACAACUGCUUCACCAUGAUGUACAUCCUUGUAUUGGAAUACGUCGGCCCCAAAUGGCGUACGUUCGUGGCGAACAUGUCCAUAGCGCUGUUCUUCACGCUGGCGGCGUCGCUGCUGCCCUGGAUCGCGCUGUGGGCCGACGACUGGAGACGGUUCACCCUCAUCACCAGCGUGCCGUUCGUCCUGGCCCUCGCCACACCCUGGGUCGUGCCGGAGAGUGCCAGAUGGUUGGUCUCUCAGGGCAAGAUCGACAAGGCUCUCAUCAUCAUGAAGAAAUUCCAGAGGAUCAACAAAGCCACCAUACCUGAGAAGGUUUUAAACGAUUUCACUGAAUCAUCCAUGAAAACAAUUAAAGAAUCAGAAGCGGAGUCCCGCUCGUACUCCGUCCUGGAUUUAUUCAGGACGCCGCGCCUGCGCCGCAACGCCACCCUGCUCAUCGUCAUCUGGAUGGCCAUCUCGUUGGUGUUCGACGGGCAUGUGAGGAAUGUGGGGUCCUUGGGGCUGGACAUCUUCGUGACGUUCACCAUCGCGUCCGCCACCGAGCUGCCCGCCGACACCUUCCUCACUGCGGUGCUGGAUCGGUGGGGCCGUAGAUGGCUGGCGUGCGGUUCGAUGGUCAUCAGCGGCAUCUUCAGCCUCCUCGCUACUGCUGUGCCUGUUGGUGGACCGUCAGCAUCUCUGGCCAUCCUCGGCCGGUUCGCGGUGAACAUAUCGUACAACAUCGGGCUGCAGUACGCGGCGGAGCUGCUCCCUACCGUCGUCAGGGCGCAGGGAGUAGCCCUGAUCCACAUCAUGGGAUACGUGGCUUCGAUUGUCGCUCCUUUUGUUGUUUAUUUGGCCAAUUUCUCUCAAAACCUUCCCCUGCUGAUCUUGGGCGCGCUGGGCGUGGUGGGAGGUCUGCUGUGCCUCUUCCUGCCGGAGACCAUGGACACGGAGAUGCCCCAGACCUUAGCUGAUGGAGAAGACUUCGGCAAGGACCAACGGUUUUGGGACAAUCCUUGCUUCCCAAGAAAAUCCAAAGAAGCCCAGCCAGAGAAGUACACGAAGCGUGCUUCAGUCUCAGUCAAAACUGAACAGGAGUUCGUCAGGGCUCUUCCGAGUGCCAUCAGUUCUAGGGCAUCCAUCAGAGCGUCAGUCAGGGCCUCCGCCAGAUCCAGAAGAGAAGAGAGGAGGGAAGAAAGAAGGGAGAAUAUGGUCUGAUCAUGUAUAAAUAACAAGUUUAACAUCUGAUAAUGGCAAUAUACUUCUGUGUCGUCAGUUCUUUAAUAGCAAAUUUUCAAAAUUUUAGUUUCAAAUUCUUCUGAAUAGCUUGGAUUUGUACAUCACAUAAGACUAGCUGCUAAAAUUGUAGCUUCAUUAAGAAAA